UCGUCGCGCCAUCCGAACAUCAUCCGACUUGACGGUCGCUCCUCCGACGGGUGUUUUUUUUGAAAUUUAUUUUUGUGGUAAUUUUUUUGCGCUUUUUUUGCGAAUUUCGGGCACGACGAGUACGAAUUUUUGCGAUUAAAAAACGACAAAAAAAACCAAUCCAUCGUUUACACCGCGCUUGCGCCGUUCGCGUCCGGUUUUACUUUUGCCAAUUUUUGUUUGUUUUUUUUUUUGUACUCAAUUUUUUUUCACCGAACCCCGUGCGUUAUUAUCAAUUGUUUAUUAUUACUGCGUAUUGUCGUAUUGGCAUGGUAGGCUCGUACGAAUCGGUGUCGGACAUAGCAUGGAACUGUCGCCGGUGAACUGUCCGUCGUCGUCGCCUCUCCGUGAUCAGAUCGUACCGGAUUCCUGUAACGGCAACAAUUGGACUAGCGAACAGUUGGACUUUAAUUGGCAAAUGCAGUUUCUAAACACGUUACUCUAUGGGUGCGACAAACUGGAAGCAAAGGCCGAGGAGAAGCAACGGGUUACCGGCAUGGAUCACAAAUCCGCGUGGCACUGCAACGCGCCGAACAAGAGUCCAGACUUCGAUUCCAUGUUGCAAGGACUCAUGGUCGAAGACCAACACGUCAUUAAGUCCAGAACGGAGCCGGUGAUGUGCGAUUUCUUCGAGGCGACUGGGCUGGCCACCAGGCCCGGCGACCAGAACUUGAGCAACCACCACCCGGACGAUUCGCAGGAGGCACCGUGGUUCGAGAUGAACGAAGUGGUGGAUCCGAACAUGUUCUCGCCGUUGGACGAUCAGUCGUUGCAGGUCACCCACGUCAAGGUGGAAGCUCCCGAAGCCAACAGUCCCGAAUACCAGAGCGUGGCCAGCCCGGGACUGUACACCCCGUCGUACUUGCACGUGCACUACCACCACCACGACCACCACCACCAACAGCACCACCACCAUCACGGGUACUUCCCGAGAGUCGCCCCCAUGACGCCCCCCAUAUCGGAGCCGGGAUCUCCCGGCAAACGGCGAACGCCGCCGCCGCCUUAUCCCGUCCGGACAAACGUCCAGAGGACCAUGAAGUUCAACCGCAGGAACAACCCCGACCUGGAGAGGAGGCGGACGCACCAUUGCAAUUUUGGCGGUUGCAACAAAGGAUACACCAAAAGCUCUCACCUAAAAGCGCACCAAAGAAUACACACCGGCGAAAAACCGUACAGGUGCACAUGGUCGGCGUGCGAGUGGAGCUUCGCCCGGUCCGACGAGCUGACCAGACACUACAGGAAGCACACGGGCGACAAACCGUUCAGGUGCGAAGUUUGCGAACGGUGCUUCGCCCGGUCCGACCACUUGGCGUUGCACAAGAAACGCCAUCAACCCAAAAGCGUGCAACAGCACCAGCAGCUGGAGCUUCCCAUGGUGGCCGCCGCCGUCAAAGCCGCCGUCGACCCGCAACAUCAGCUGGGACAACUCCAACACCAUCAGCAGCAGCAGCAACAACAACAACAACAACAACAACAACAACACCACAACCACAACCCCCAUCAGCAACAACAACAACAACAACAACAACAACUACAACAGCAACAGCAAAAACACACAAUGAUGAUGCAGCUGAACGGUGGCGUAGCUUCCGUCGGUGACGCGUCCGUCAGGCAAAUGGUUCCGGUUUGAUGUGUAAUAUGUUUCCUAUGGGCUGUGUUUCUUUUUUCGGGUUAACCGAAUCAAACUUAAUGUAAAAAAAAAAAAGAAAAAAUAAGAAGAAGAAGAAGAAUAAACACUCGAGUCGGCGUUUCCGUUUCCGGGCGACAAGUGUUUUGUCGUUUUUGGUUAUUUUUUUUUUUUUUUGUUGUUGAUUUCUGCACUGGGGCUUUUGACCCGCCGCGCCGUUUUCGGUCUGCAUACAAUAUACAGGAAUUUUUCGUCGACAAUGACACCUUAACGAACGGCCAUUGUGCGGUGUAUAUUUAUAUUUAUAUAUAUAUAGUGUGAAAAAAGUUAUUAUUAUCAUUACCAAGCGUAAUGGCGAGAGGAAACAAAAAGAACGGAUAAGCGACGGGCAACAAAAAAAAAAAAAAAAAAAAAACGGCUUCGGGGCGACCUCGUCCGUUCGGGUCAACUCCAGCACACAAGCGUUCCUAUUCAAUUUCUUGGAGUACAUAAUAUACAUGUAUAAUACACAGUAGUAGGUAUACUAGCAUGAUAUAGUGUAGAAAAUAGUAAUAGUGGUAGUACAAGUAGUAAUAUGGAAUAUUAAUAAAUAAUACACAUAGUACUCGCACAAUACACUAUGUUCAAGUAGGUUUUAUUCAUAUUAUUAUUAUUAUAUAAAUACUUAUUAGCGACCGGUUGUCUGUAAUAUGGUGGCCCCACAAGCUAUAUUAUUAUAUUAUAUUAUAUUUAUUGUCCAAACGAUAAUAACAUGUAACAAGAAAAUAUGUCUCCUAUUAUUAUUAUUAUAUUUAAUCGUCAUCUCCGCGUGUGAUUAAUGAACACUUUACAUUAUGUACACUUAACGCAGCGCACAAUGCCAAGCUGAUUAAUAACGGAUCGCCACCAGAUAUAGCAAACCUAAAUAUUAUGUACAUCUAUAACAAUCUAUUACUCACCUCGCUCUAGUGUUAAAUGUCCUUUUGAGUCAUCUUGAAAAAUAUCUACUAAUGCGAUUCUUAGCCUACACGCAUAUCGUUUCCUAUGUGUAUAAUAAUAUUAUAGUAUAAUAUUUUAGUUAUUGUGUAUGCGUUUUGUAUUAUUAAAACAUUUUUUUUUUCUCGAUAUUUUUGUUGCAAAAAUAAUUCAUAUCGAGCCAGUACAUAAAUAAUUUAUAUUAUUGUAAAAAAAAAACCCACAUUAAUAUUCGAAGCCAAAUCGAACGGGAAAAGCUUUAUUCCGUUACAUUACUACUUUUGGUUUUUAUUUUCACAAGUUGUUCAAUUUUGUAUUUAUAUUAUUAUUAUUAUUGUUUGCCAGAAUACCAAUAGUUGAUAGUGUCGGCCCUUACCGUCGACGUUAGAUGUAAAAAUAAAAAACAAAUGUCUACAAUAUGUUAGUUGUUAGUAAUUUCAGAGUAUUAUAUGUACAUAAUAUUAUUAUAAUACGAUAGCUUUAGAGAAACACACAUUUCCUCAUAAUGUAAAUAGUAAUUAUUAUAAUUUUGUAAUAUACCUAUGUAGGUUAUCAUUAACGGCGAAACCGUAUUAUAUAUUAUGAAAAAUGUUUUUGUACAAUUUGUUAUUUUGUUAGAGUUUUUAAAACCCCACUAUAGGUAUUAUUAACUUUACUGUAAAGUGCAUAUAACAUGGGCACUCGCCUUCGCCAUCUUGCUCUCCACCAACAACAUGUUUCACUCUUUUUGUAACGUUUCGUCUGUUUGUUAUUUUUUUAAUUGUUUUCCAAAUUCGAUUUUUAUUUUAUUAAUAUUGUUUUCGUAUACUUUUUUUUCUAAACCGUUUUACCGUUUUAUGACGAUGCACUAUGAACAUAAUAUUAUAUUACAGUACUAAUAGUUUAUUGUGUAGAGCACUCGAAGUACACUUAUUAGAAUUUUUGUCUCUUACCUGUUUUCAACGCGAAUGCUAAGAGAAUAAAUAAACCAAAGAUCGUCUCCGAGCAAACAAUCAGAAUCAAAGUAAUAGUUUAUUAUAUAUAUUUUUUUUUUUUUAAUAGAAUAGCGAACCACAGUCGUCUGAUCUCAUUAUUCAAAACCAAAAUCCAUUUACAAAAGCGAUUUUGUGUAUGUUGAAACAAUAUAAUUAUUAUUUUUUAAUAAUAACAUAUCAUAAUAACAUUUUAUACGCAGUUAUUAUUAAUAUAUAAAUAUAUAUAUAUAUUUUUUUAUUCGUUUCAUAAAACCCAAACUUUCAGAUAAAUUAGUAUUCCGUU
Messenger RNA from Adelges cooleyi (spruce gall adelgid), 3877 nucleotides. RefSeq names its product zinc finger protein squeeze-like. The record is from RefSeq and is a predicted model, not a curated record. Gene Ontology annotation, biological process: regulation of transcription by RNA polymerase II. NCBI's taxonomy places the organism in Eukaryota, Metazoa, Arthropoda, Insecta, Hemiptera, Adelgidae. The transcript has 6 exons. The coding region runs from base 344 to 1669 and encodes 441 amino acids. Gene Ontology annotation, molecular function: DNA-binding transcription factor activity, RNA polymerase II-specific; RNA polymerase II cis-regulatory region sequence-specific DNA binding.